Molecule: messenger RNA, 14529 nt
Organism: Episyrphus balteatus (marmalade hoverfly)
Lineage: Eukaryota; Metazoa; Arthropoda; Insecta; Diptera; Syrphidae
Gene: Bruce
Product: baculoviral IAP repeat-containing protein 6
Exons: 42
Coding region: 110-14011 (4633 amino acids)
Biological process (GO): apoptotic process; negative regulation of apoptotic process; regulation of cytokinesis
Cellular component (GO): nucleus
Molecular function (GO): protein binding; ubiquitin conjugating enzyme activity; cysteine-type endopeptidase inhibitor activity
Source: RefSeq, a predicted model, not a curated record
AUUUUCAUCUUGUCAAUUUUCUAUUCUGAUGGCGGACGUAAAAGUGUUAAAAACUCGAAUCCGCUGCAAAGUUUAAAUAAAAAUUUAAUUAUUUUUUUUUACCCCCGAAAUGGCUGGCGACCAGCGAAUUCUUAAACAAGAUGGUUGUCUUAAUAUUGCAACCGAAUCAUGCAAUAUAACAUAUCAUCCAAAUUUGAACGUUAUUAUUGUUUUUGAUACAAAAAAUCAAGUGAAAAUUCUAGAUGUGCAUUCUGGUGUAAUUUUACAAGCUUACACAUUGUCUGGUGAUUUAAGUGAAAAUGUAUGCGGCAAAUAUAUGCCAUUACAAGAAAAAGUUCUGUUUUGGGAUGGCAAGCGUCUUGGGCUCCGUGGCGACUACAAUGGGGUUCUACUUUUGGACACUAUAUUGCAGUCGCCAGUGGUACAAAAUGACGACAUGAUCAAAUUAGAACUUCUACUUUCUGAGGCAAAGAUAUUUGAAGAGAGUUUAAGGAAGUUGGAGGAAGAAGGACUGGAAUGUCCGACAGAUGUUAGCAAUGAAUUAAUGGAGAAAAUUCGUGAUGCUCAUAGUAAUUCCAAAAAAGGCAUCAAAGCACAAAGGUGGAACACAAUAUGCUUAGAGCUGCCUUAUUCAAGUCUCAAAAUGGUAGCAAAUAGUGCAGUGGUUCAUCUUAAACGACUUGAAUUGCACAUACCGGCAUUAGCAAUAUCGUCGGCAAUAAAUGAGCGUCUAACUGACUUACUAGUCGGUUCAAGACUCAUAGAAAUCGGUUGUAACAAUGGAACGAUACAACGAGUGUUGAUGUACUCAGAAGCAGUGCGUCGACAAACUUUUGAAAAAUGGCCACACAUGGAUUAUAACUGGGCAUUGCCCGAUCAAAUGGCCCAAGCUGGUUUCUACCAUCAACCGAGUACAUCUGGAGAAGACAGAGCAAUGUGUUUCACAUGCAAUGUAUGCCUAGUGUGUUGGGAAAAAACAGACGAACCAUGGAGCGAACAUGAGAGACAUUCCCCAACAUGUCCAUUUGUCAAGGGCGAAUACACACAAAACGUACCACUAGCUGUUACAUAUGCAACCAACCCAGCUGCUCUAACAAAUGGUUUCGACGUCAUUUCCAACAGUGACCAUGCACAUGUUCUUUGCACUAGCUCUUCCACAACUGGAGAAAUUAUUGUUUGGAGUAUUGAGAGAAAUCUUAAAGAAAUGCACACUUCCAAUCUGUCAACAUUGAUGAAGGAUAUUUGCCCCGACGGCUAUGACGAAGCAAAGAUCACAGCAAUGUGUGUUCUUCCAAAUAAGUUAUUCAAAAAUUCAAACAACAAAAUGCCAAUGACGAAUUCUUUAAAAUCUAGCGUCAUUGGAUCCAAAUUAAUCCUCGGAUUGUGGGUGAAAAAAGCAACUGGAAUGAUACUGCUUUUGGCCGUGGUUGAUAUUUGCGAAUCAGAUUCGAAAAUUAUUUGCGACAAUGGUCAAGAUCAAAAAUGCUUGGAAAAUUUAUGCAACAAAUAUGAUCGCGAUGAUGAUAACAAAACAUUGUUAGAAAAAUAUGAAGAUAGUUUUGAUAGCAAUGGUUUCAUGCCCGACAUAGCCACAAUCAAAUUCAAAAUAUCUGACAAAGGUGAUGAUUUUGAUGAAUAUCUGGAUGACGAUAUUAUAAAAAUGGACUCCAAUUUAUGUGACAUACAACUGCCGCCACACAUUCUCUCUGACCAUAAAGUAGUCGAUGAUGAAUUGGACAACAAUAACAUGAAAACUGCCGAACAAAUGGUUCAAAUAACAAAAAAACCGAAAAAAGAAGACAUCAAUUGUUAUGUGAGAAGCUGUGUUAAUGUAACACCACUUAUUGCUGGUCAUUUUGAAGUGGCCGAAAUUAUACCAACCAAUCGAAGUUGUAAUCAAUUAUUGGUAAAAUUGAUACGAACCCAAGAUGUGUCCGAUGACUCAAUGGAAAUCGAUGACGAUGAUGACUGGAUUAGUGGACAAAUGUUGUUGUUUUCUUGCGAUUUCAGUGGAAUGAUUUCCAAUGAUUAUACAGCAUCAGUUACAUUUAAUCGUCAUAAGUGUCCCAAUCAAAUUUGUAUACUGCCUGCUUGUGAGAGUUCGGACAGAAAAGUUCAAGGCGUUGACUUUGAUGGUGGGGCGCUUUGUGUAGUUUGUGCAGAUGGAAGUAUGCAACUACAUUCACUGCAAGAUUUUAAACUCAUAACAAGCAUUGAAGUACCCAAUGAACAAUUUGUAUCGGCUGCUUAUUGCAAGACACUAGACAGACUUUGCGGAUGCACUAAAAGUGGUUCGCUAAUCUUUUAUUCUCUGCACGAUACCGACAAUGAGUCUGGCGAUGAAACAGUCGACGAUGAAAAUGCCAAUUUUUGUGGAAAUGCAGAUUUUUCAUUGGGAAGUGGUGGUGCUUGCGAUGGCGAUCUGUCAGAAACUGAUGGACGAAAUGGAUCUCGAUCAUCUGGUAGUAGUCGCAAACAACAAUGUGAAGCUCCAUCAGUUAGUACUGCACCGGGUCCUAGCACAAGCGAAGCUGCCCCAUCAUCCACAUCGUCGAAUUUAAUUGCACACAAAAGUAAUCUAUCAUUGGAAGAUUUGCGCACAUUGUGCGAUUUAACGCAGUUUGAUGAAAUGCUAACACCCUACACGGCUGAGGUGCCAAGCUGUUGGAAUGAGCUUGUUCAAGCUCAGAAACAAAGAAAACAGCCACAACACUUGCGACCAGGUGAUGAUACUCAUUUAACAAAAACCUGGAGACUUCAUAAUGAUGCAACAACAUGGGAUGAGCAUAUAAUUGAAGUCAAUCUGGUACAACCUGUUGCACUAGGUCAUAUCGAUUUAAAGUUUUCACUGUACCAACCAUGCCCAAAUCCGGCUGCAAUUCAAGUGACUCUUUUAAAACAAAAUACCAGUGGAUUUGGUUAUCGCAUGAAAGGACCACAUUCUGUUAAUAUGGGUUACAAACAAUCUGCAGCUGUAGAUGAUAAUAUUGAAUUUCCAUUAAAUAGUGAUGGAGUGCAUGAGAAUCCAGUUCUAACAGAAGAAUACUUACAAGCUCACAAUGCAGAAAUAUUAGCUGGACCAAUUGAAUUGUCAUCAUGCAUGGAUUUAUGCGAUCAAGGAGGAAAUGUCACACUAACUAGCCCAAAGCUAUUCAAAACCAGAGCACGUAAUUUCUUGUUGCAUAUCAAAACUAUGGGCGAUCCAGCUAAAGAGGGACAAGGAAAAACAAGAGUUCCGGUUAGAAAAAAAGGUGUCAUGCGAUUCCUGAUUUCAUCAUAUGCAAACAGUACAUCUCAAAACUUCACUAACGCUACAUUUUCUCAGAAAACCUCCAAAACCACCACCAAACAAUCACGAAAUGACUUUUACAUAGGUUGCGAUUGGCUUCAUGAGAUCUCAAUUACUGUCCGUGGCACGAAAUCACACUCACGCAUACCAAAUGAACGACUUCAAAGAAUUGCUAUGCUCGAGAGUAAUAAUGCUUUGGAGAAUUUACUCAAAAUACUUGCCUGCAGUACAUCAACAGUACUGGAAAAAAAUCUAGCAAUCGACAUUCUUCUUUGGAUUUGCACAGUAAGACUAAAUCGAUUUAGAACACCCAAAUCAGAGCGAUAUAAAUCUGGUGAAGCUUAUAGCAGCAAAAGUAGUUCAUCGUCCGGAAUUUUCACAGACAAUUCCGCAACAGAUAUGCAAUCUCAACAACUAGAUUGUUUAGUUAUUGUUGAGAAAUAUCUUAAAGAUCUUUUAUUGAAUUGCAUAAUUAGAAGUAACAGAACAUUGGCACAUAAAUGUGUUAAGCUUGUGCUUAUCUUAACAGAAGGUGUUCGAAAUCUUGCAACAGACUUGCAAAAUAAAAUCACAUUUGAUGUCUCACUUAAAAAUGCCAUUACAAGUACGCUCCCCGAUUUAACAUCAUCAAAAUAUUCGAGUGUAGUUCGAUGGUUUAUAUUGUUGGCAUGUUCAACUUCAACAGCUGAUUCACACAAUUCAAUAUCAGAAAUAUGUGUUAAAAUUUUGAUGGAUGUUACCAAUGAAAUAGAAAAGCGAUGGGAUCCAUAUUGUUCGUUGUUGGGAACAAGAUUUGGUUUGUAUGGUUUUCCAUUUGAACCUGAAUUAUUUGAUGUUGAUUUGCCAAAUAUGAGCAAAAAUAAUACAACUUCGCCAAAUACAUUAGUGAAUAUUAUACGAUCAAAUGCUGGUUUACUACAGUCUCAAGGAAUGGACUUUAAAAAGCUAAGUUCUAUAGAUGGCGUUGAAUUUCGUUCGUUCCCACAUUUAAUUAAAUGCAAAGGUGUAAGUAACCAAUUACGUGGCUUGCUAGAAGUAGAACAACUACACUUCAUUUGUUCAGCCACAUCUGAAGCUACUAGAAUCGAUAACAUGGAUAGUUCCUCUACAAGUAGUGCCUCAAACAUAAACAUGGAGGAGAUAAUAAUCCCUACCAUGUCAAAUAACAUGGAUGGUCAAAAAGAUCCUGAAAAUGGAAAAUUGAACGACAUUGUAAAUAAUGUUAAAAAUAUACUUGCUGACAAAUUAAAGAUGUGUGCAAUCAUUGGAAAAGAUGAAUUAAAAGCCAAUGGAAUUGCUGAACCAUUAGAAUCAUCAACACAAACCAAUAAAGGAGGUGACAAAUCAUUUAAAUACAAGCAUCUUCCUAAAUUUAAAGCCAUUUGUCAAUACAUUGAAUGUUGUGACGAAAAUCCAAGUCAACCUGAUUGUGAUCCCGAAGUUAAACUAUCAAACAAAAUUAUUCAGCGUUACUUAAAUGAACAAAAUAUGGAAGAGAAUACAAAUGUCUUUCCAUGGCAUAAGAUUUUAUCUCCACCACCAAAGCAAAUGGUUGUUAUAGAUCGAAUGCAUUCUGGAGCAAGACGUUUUGUUGUGCUAGACUUUGGUUCACCAAUUCUAUUAACUGAUGUCGUAAUACCAUCUUGCGAUGAGUUAGCCUCUCUUCAUAUAGACAUUUGGUGUUUCGAAGAAGAAGCUGAUAGUGUUCGUUUAGUUGUGACACAAGAUAUUGGAUCAAAAACAUUGGUGUUGAGUGAUUUGCAACCGCCACCAAUUUGCAGAUAUAUGAAAAUAACAAUUACUGGUCGAUAUGGAAUGUCAAAUACAAAAUGUAAGAUUCCAUUAGGAUCGUUUUAUGGACACACUGUUGUUCUAGAUAGCGAUGGUUAUGGGGAUCCAUUAUUACAAUACAUGAAGCAGCCACCGAGUAAUAUUCAGGCACAAAUAAAAGCCCUUCACUCGUUGUAUGAAGAUGUCCAUUGUCGUUAUAGUUUGUCUAGCUGUAAACUCAUGGAAAUGCUUGCGCCAGUUCUUAAUUGUGAACUAUCUAAUGUAGCACAUAUGCAAGCAUUUAUAAAUAAACAACGUGAUGAUGAUGGUAGCUUGGAUAGCAGUAAAAUUGUAGCAACAUAUGAGGAAUGUAUUUUACUACAACAUCAAAUCAACGUUGUGCAAAACGUUAUUCUACGUUUGGAAUCAACUCUUGAUAGCAACUCAGUGACUGAUCCUAAAAAUAUUUUGCAAUUAGCAUCAAGAGACAAGCUAAGAGUACUGAGUCAGGGAUUAGUUGAAAUUCUCCUGCAUUUCUCAAUAGAAUAUGGACUGAAGAAUAUUCUUCCAUUGCAUUCGCUCUUCUCAAUCGAUGUUGCCAACACUUUGUUUAAUACAUUAGUAGUUAAUGGUGAUGCACACAUACAACUUGCAACAUGCUCAUUAUUAGUUCGCAUGUGUUGUUUCCGUAACUGGUGGGGAGAUUUUCUCGCUGAUAUAUUUUGUAAUUUGUUUUCUUCACAAAAUAGCAAAAUCUUUCCACAAGAUAGAAUAUUUUUCUUGCUGACAUAUCUUGGUAGGAGAAGUAUUGCCAUGGGCACAUGUCGAUCCAUCGUAAUCGAUGCUAUCCUUAAGACACUAGCUAAGCUCUUGGCACCCAUUUCUCCAAGAUAUCAGGCAAAUGAUAGCCCUCUGCAUAUGGAUACAGGCGAUAAUAGUGGAGAUUUAUGGUCUAAAUCAGAUUUGCAGCUUGUAACGUGGCUGUUAUUAUUCCUGUCAGUUUGCUUGGACGAUAGCGUUGAAAGAAAAGAUAAAUCUGCAAAUCGCUGGGAAUUUAUGUCAUGCGAAACUGAUUUUGCUAAAACUCGAUCCCAAACUAACAACAGCUCGGGAAAACAGCUUCGAGGUUUUAAAAAGCGAAUUAUUCAACAAAACAAAUACAGUAUCCAACCAUACACCGACUGGGGAAAGAAGAUCUUUAUGAUACAAAAUGAAUUAAAUUCAUUGCAGCAUCCGGACAUAUUUAUGCAGCUUACUGGCAAACCUAAACCUAAAGCCACAGCUAAAUCAAGCAAUACACCUAAAAUUCCAAAGGAUCCUAAUCCAGAGCCAGAAAAUAAUUUUGACAAAGGCCUCAAGACCAUACGGUUGAAUAAUAUCUUAAUUGUUAUUCGAGGUCUCAUUGCUCUUCUAUUAGAAAUGGACUUUAGUUGUAAUAUGGAUUUGUUCCUAUUGACGUGCAAGGUAAUUGCUCGUCUUGUAUCUGCUUGCAAAUCGUCGGUACAACUUUCAAAGAUUGUUUCGACAAAUCAACUGGAACAGCUUGUACGUCUUGCUGUUUGGAAUGAUCAACAGCAACCUUGGGCUGUUCAUGCUAUUACUUGUCUAUUACAAGAUCUUUUAGAUGCUGAUAAGCAUUUCAAGGAUCAACCCCAAAGCUCUGAACCAAGUUGCAGUGAUCAGAGAGGAAUGGAAGGGGUUCAAGAACCAGAAGAAGUCUUUGUUGAUUCAACAGCUAUAUUGAUGCCGUCAUCCAUUAUUCCCAUUUCUGGAAAUAGUAGUAUGUCAUACGCAGAUGCUGUUAAAUUUUCACACCUGCCAUCUUUAAUCGAAUGCGAAGACACUGAAUUUGAAGAUCUAAUGCAUGAAAUCGAUAUCGAUAAUAGAUCUAAGAAUCUUAUUAAAACUGAUUCAGCAGCGCAAAACAAAAAUAAUUUUAAUUUCUUUUGUAAGACUGUUUCGAGUUCAAUGGAUGCUCGAUUAGAUUUUGGACUCGACACAAAUGUAGAGAUUUCAAUACGUCGUCUAACAAUGAUCUCAUCUUUGGAUAUGUAUGCUUCGUUGCCACAAAUUCUGACCAACGAAUACAUCAAUGCAUCACCUGAUACAGCUGCUUGGCCAGAAUAUGUCACAGAUAUAUGGUCUGGACCGGAAUAUAAUUGUGGUCUGCCAACCUAUCAAAUGUUUAAAAAUGUUUUUGAUUGCAUUUUUUCUGAUCUUCAUUUACAAGACACUUGGGUGCACUUGGAACAAGUUUUACAAAUCUGGCUCACACUCAACAGUGAAUUAUCGGAUAAGCCAUACAAUUCAGGACUUUGUCCAAACGACAUUCCCAAAAUACCAUUUGGUCCGAAUGCAGUGCAGGGCCUGUUGUUGGCUUUAGCUUGGCACAAUGAUAUAAAAUUACGAACUUGGUGCCUCGGAUUUCAGUGCUUGUUGUUGGCUUGCAAUUCGCCAUCAAACUUUGAAAGCGGAGAAUCAAGUAACAGUAAUUCAAGAAUUGGUGAUAUCAUCAUAAGUGAUGAGAAUUUUGAAAAGAUGCUACUCCGUUUCUUUUCUGGAUACGGCAUGAGCUCUUCAGUUAUUACAAACCGAUGCGCUGGCCCCACAAUAUGCAAACAUUUGCAUGAGUUACUCCUAUGGCUACACAAAAAGGCUGAAUUCACAGAAUCUGGUCCAAUGAUUAAGAAAAAACUUAAGGAUACUCUCUUAAAUGUUAUUUUGCAACUAAUCCAGCCAGGUGGAGCUAUAUGCAAUCAACAAGGUCCAAUUGAUGCUCAAAGUCAACUUGUUCGAGACUUACUUCUAAUACAAUACGACAAAGCUGAUUUAAAUGUUUCACUUAGUAUUAUCGAAAGUGUUUCAUUUUUAGUAUACAACAACAUUGCUAAUGCAGAUAAAAUUCAAUGUCAACGCUCAUCAGACACAAAUAGCUCAACAAACAAUUUUAGCAGUUUGUUUGCUAAUGUACUUGGCUCAGAAAAUUCAAAACAAAAUGCAUCGCUUUCGGAUAAUUCAUUGAUUAUAAGUCUCUUGAAAUUAUCGUCAUCUUUAAUUCAGACUGAACUCCCAAGAGAUGAUAGUCAUGUAAUGAUGCAUGAAUCUGAUGUAUCAACUGAAAGUCAAACAGACGAAACAAAAGCCGAACAGUUAAACAUUGAAUGCAAUAAAACAAAAGUUCCAUGCAUUGCAGAUAUGGUACUACGCCAUUUUUCUACAAUGAAACGUCUUCUUGGUUCUUUAUCUAACUGUUCAAGCCAUUCAUUAACACUUAUGACUCCAGGGUCAUUAUAUUCGAUGAAAUCUCCUGAUUCAACUUUUCUCCUUGACGAACCACAAACAACAACCGAUGCAGUCUUCAGCUUACUUAUGCUUUUGAGUGAAAAAGCUUCAGAAACUAGUUUAGUUAUAGCUCCUCUAUGCCAAUAUUUAGAGACAAAUUCAAUUGCCCGAAAUGCACUUCCUCGUUUACACUUAUCUGAACCGUUCCUUUGGUACAUUCUGAAAUUACUUGAAGCACCUCAAGCUGUUCACAUUUUCACCGAAAUGGGUGGAAUACAAAUAAUUUGCCACAAUUUGGUUAAACUCAACAAAGUACUUGUCAACAUUCAACCAGGAUUAAUAUCGCUGAUUAUGCAGCACAUGACGAAGAAUACUAAACUAAAACUUCAUAACAGCAAUUCUUCUAAUGGCAAUGCUAAAAAAUGCACAUCACAGCAAAAUCAACGCAACCAAGAUGGUCUAAUAAACUUUGCACCAUUUUGCAGUAUAUCAUCAGAGAAUGAUACAGCCCAAUCGGCAGAUGUCUUGAUUUUAACACCAAUCGCAUCACACCGAAGACCACGUACUCCAGCCUGGAGUUAUAUGUUCUAUCCAAAUGAAUCACAUGUGGAUUUAACUAUUACUUUGCCAACAGCUAUAUUAUUGAAAGAAAUUCAACUGCAGCCACAUGCACCAACUUUAGUAUCAUGUCCAUCAGCAGUGGCAGUAGAAAUUUCCCGUGAUUAUGGCUUGGGUCCCAUACCUUUUGGUCAGCCCUUAACUACAACCGGUAUGACAUGUAUUCGAUUGAAGCUUUCUAAACCUGAGAUUGCUACCAGUAUUGUAUUAAGGCUUUAUAGACCCAAAGACAGUUCAAACAUUGGAUUAACACAAAUAGCCAUUCUUGGAAAUACGAUUUUCUCAGCUGGAAACAACGCAUUCGGUUGUGGUUCAGAUUCUGGAGUAGAUGAUGAUUCAUUGGCCAAAACAAGUGUCGGAUGGAUACGAAUUUUAGCCAGAUGUUAUACAGUAGCGGCAAUUAUGUCGGAAAAUAAACUAUCAAAAGAUGUAGUGGGAGCUUCUUCGGAAUAUCCUGGUUUUCUAGAAUCUUGUUGCUCUCUAAUGAACAUAAUGCCAUUAAUACCAAAUUCAGCAUUGCAAAAUUUAGAGACUGUUUUAUUAAAAAUAGGAUCAUAUAGCCGAGAUUUGUGUUUGGCUUUAAUUCGAAUAUUGCUGUGGGGAACAACACCACAAACAUAUAAACUCUCAAAUGAAGCUGUUUGUGAUCUUCUUUAUGAUUUGGCAACAGCUAAAGAUUCCUAUAUGGCAGACAAGAUUCAAGUUUUGCUAGAUUGGAUUCUAAAGCUACGUCAUAAUUUCAAUAAUCGUUCCAUACGUUGCACCAAUCCACAAAGUGGAUUUGUUAAAGUUACAGCCUCAAUUCUGUGGUCUGUACAUUCUCAGAAUUGCAUCACAAAUUUAGCAGAUUUAAUAACAAAUGAUGUUUUCGAAGCAUGUUUAUAUUGGAUAGAUGCUCUUGAUAAUGACCAACCACUUAAAGUAGCAUUUGAUUCUUUGUUGUGUUCAUUAUGUUGCAUUAAGCCAGAAUUGUUUAAUCAAUUACUCAGUAAAGUAGAUGUUUCUCUAAUGCAACAUGAUGUAUUUGAAAGUACAACAUUAAAAUCAGAAGAGCUAUCAUCUGGUAUCACUGAUGAUAACAAAGAAGCAAGUGGAAGUGAAUGGUUUAAUAAUGUUGCCGAAGACAAUCUUUCUACAUUGCUUCGUAAGCCAUCAUAUUUAACUACAAUUGCCAUGUCAUGUCAAUCUCCGCUAGCCAUAUAUGAACUUGUAGAUUCUGGAUUGCCUAAGCUUCUUGCACACGCUCUCUUUGAUUAUUGUUGUUUCUUGUCGCCUGAAAUCAAGAAAAUGACUUUAAAUACUGAACGUACACAAUCGACAAGUAGUGACGAGUGUUUAACCGAUUCCUACAAGGCUGAAAAUCAAUCGCCGCAAGAGCCAAAGAAUGCAAUUAAAUCAUCCAUAAUAACAUUUGAGCAUGUUCCAAAAAUUCUAGACUUCUUCUCAGAGUGUUGUUCGGAGGGUCAUAUGCGUGAUAUGCUUGGAUCAUAUCAAGGAUCGAUUUUCUGGAAGCCAUUACUUGAAUUAUUGUGCAAUUAUAGACCAAUUGAAACUGGUGAAGAGCCAAUACAACAGGCACUUAUUCGCAUGGAGAGAGCUACUAUAAACUUUUUCACACGAGUUACAUCGUGUCAUCCUCCCAACCAAGAUAAACUAACAACACUUCUUAUAUCAGUUAUCAAGAAACCAUCUCACAUCUAUAUGAAUAGCAACAAAGCAAUUAUUUCUGGAUUCACUCGACAAUUGGUAUUGCAGCUUUUAUUGGAAAAUGAAAGAAUUUUAGUUUCAGUGAGAAGCAAGCAACCACUUCAAAAGCGGGAUAGUAACAUUAGCUUGGUUAAUAAUCAUCCAUCGAAGAGGGUAAACGCUCACCAUUUACUCUUCUAUGUGAGUGUAAAUACAAAAUGUCAGGAAAUUUUACAGAAUUGUGUUUCAGAUUACAGUAACAUUUUCCUUCCAUCAAUGAAUUCAGAAUCCAGGCAAUCGGAUUCGUCCGUAUCCAACAUCUCAAGUAGCAAUCAUAGCGAGAACAAGAGCGAUGACAAAUCAGAUGCAUUUGAAAUUGCAAUGGACUUUAAUGGUCAUGGACUUGAAUUUUUGAGUGUAGCAGCUGGAGUGACUGCCAAGGAUAAACGCAUUAAAGAUGUUAAGAAUCAGGUGGCAGCCAUCAAGGAUAGUCGGGUUUUAUUCCCUAAAUUUCCAAGACUUUUCCAACAAGAUGACUUCCUUACAUCUUCAAAUACGUCGAGCAUGACUACCUGCGCACAGCUAGUACAUCCAGAAUGUCCCGAAGUGAUGUUGACAUGUGAUACAACGAUAUCACAAAUUUUAGCGGCACUCUACAAAAAAGGACGUCGACUCUCCACUCCAUGUAUCACUCUGAAUUUGAUCCCAUCGAAGAACCUUAAUGAUGAAUUUGAUGAUACAAUUCUGAAAGCGGCUAAUAUGGAACCGCUUCCAUCUCCUUUGCAAAGAUUUUCCACUCGUGGUGGUCUCUCAUUGCUUGCGCAGUAUUUGCCAACAGUUUACCCAGACAGUUCUGGUCGAAAGAGUCCAACAUUGUUGGGAGAUAAGGAGAAAAGUCCUCCCACCACUGAUUGGGUAAAAUUGGAGCCCAAUGAAGAAAUCUAUGAAGAUUUGGAAGAUCCUAUAACUGAAACAUCUACCAAACAACCCACUAUUACAUCUGUUCCACAACAUUCAUUGGCUGCGUUUGGCUUAUUCUUGCGAUUGCCUGCCUAUUCAGAUGUUUUGCUGCGGGAUAAACUGAGAGCGCAAUGUUUAUUGAGACUUGUCUUGGGUGUCACUGGAGAUGGUGAAGGCAAUGACAUUUAUAGCUUAUCACUCGCGCCAUCACUUCCAACUUUACCGUUUGAAGUAUUUCGACAACUUUUAGAUAGUUCACCACUCACAACAGAUGAUGGUAUGCUAUUAAGAAGAAUGAUUGUAGAAGUUGGCGCUAUGCAUCUUGUACUUAAUUGCUUGGGAAUUUUCACACAUCAAUCUCAAAAUUAUCAAAUAAAUGGACCACAGCCAGAGACUGCUGCUGGUGUAAAAGCUUCGAUGAACAGCAUAGACGACUCCGUUAUCAUAUCUGACGAUAAAAGUCACAUGUAUUGGGCUAAAGGCACUGGCUUUGGAACAGGAUCUACUCAACAAUCUUGGAAUGUCGAACAAGCUUUGUUGCGUCAAAAAAGUGAAGAAGAACAUGUGACAGUGCUUUUACAGGUACUCUCAAGUUACAUCAAUCCCGGAGACAAAGUACUAUCUGCACUUCAAUGCGACGAUAUUAUGAGCUAUCAUGAAAUAAGUGAUGUUGCUGGUGAACUGCCUAUUGCAUUCCUAGAUUUGUUGAAAAAAUCUUGUUUAAUUCCUGCACUCAGCUCAUAUCUACGCAAUGAUUCCGUCUUGGACAUUACAAGGCACAUUCCGCUUUAUCGAGCUAUAUUGCAACUCCUGCGUGCUAUUUCACUAUCGUACCAAUUGGUUAGCUUAUUGCAACCAUAUGAUCGUCUUGAUAGCACCCCAUCUAUUUCGGAGCUUCUUGCCAAUAUGAAGACUUGCGUUGACACUUAUGCCAAUCGUUUGAAGCUAAAUAAAAAAUCAAAUAUAAAAGGACAAACACAACAAGUCACCGUUAAUAUUGAUGAUGGGGACGAUGAGGGUCUUGCACUUUUAAUACCCGACAUUCAAGAAACAACGGUAUUAGUACAAAAGGCAACAAAUGUUGAAGAUGCACGUGUUAAUCAGCUACGUGAUCAUGAACAUUGUAGUAGCCGUAUGGAGAAACCUCUAAGUAAAUCAAUUGAAGAACGAUACCUGGAAGUAAUGAAGAAAAUGCAAUUCGAUACAUACGAAAUGAUUGUUGAGUCAGAGAAGAACGGUUUUCGUUUUGCAAUUUCGCAUCAUUUUGAAAAGAUGGUACACAAGGCUGGUGAUCGCUAUCAUCCGUCGAGAGUGAAACGCCUCGCUCAAGAAGCUGUUACUCUCUCCACAAGUUUGCCAUUGUCAUAUAGCAGUUCUGUUUUUGUACGCUGUGAUACUGAUAGACUGGACAUUAUGAAAGUACUGAUAACUGGCCCAGCCGAUACUCCCUACGCGAAUGGAUGCUUUGAGUUUGAUGUCUUCUUUCCCCCGGACUAUCCAAAUUUACCUAUGUUAAUUAAUUUAGAAACAAAUGGUCGGCAUUCUGUUAGAUUUAAUCCUAAUUUGUACAAUGAUGGUAAAGUGUGUUUAUCCGUUUUGAAUACGUGGCAUGGACGACCCGAAGAAAAAUGGAACGCACAAACUUCCAGUUUUUUGCAGGUUCUUGUAUCAAUUCAGUCUCUAAUUCUGGUUCCUGAACCAUACUUCAAUGAGCCAGGCUUUGAAAGAAGUCGAGGUACUCCAAGCGGAACACAUUCAUCUCGAGAGUAUAAUAGCAACAUUUACAAAGCGUGUGUUCGCUGGGCUAUGCUUGAACAGAUCCGAAAUCCAAGUCCAUGUUUCAAAGAGGUCAUUCAUACACACUUUUGGUUAAAACGACACGAAAUUUGUGCACAAAUCGAAGGUUGGAUUGAAGAGCUUAGCAAACCACAAUAUAGCGAACGCAACACCAUAACAUUCAACUCAAUGGUUCUUCGGCGAGAAUAUCGAAAUUUGCGUGAAGAAUUGGCCAAACUAAAAGUACCCGAAGGCCUUGAAGAUCUAGACAUGCCAUUCAAUCCGAAUGUUACACUCUCUGUGAUGACAGUAGCUCCUACAGUAACACCAACACAAAUAGCUACAACAACAAGCCCAACACCCAAUCAGCCAUCGAGCAGUAAUGCCGCCGCUCAACAGUUGUCAUCGCCCAAUACAACACCUACAUCGUUGUCGAUUGAAGAAGAUAUUGCCCAAGAUGCCACCGAUUUAAAUGAAACAACAACAACUGCGCCGCCAAUUUCACAUACGUCUUCGUCGUCGGCGCCCCAAACAGACGACGUGGACGUUGAAAUCCUAGACUCACCUGUAAUGCUGGAGGAGACUGAUCUUAUUUCUAUAUUCACCACAUGGAAAGCGAAUCAUGAAUAGCUUAUCAACAAAAUUACAAUUUAAUCACAUUUUUUAUACAAAAUCGUAAAAUUUUAAUUUAACUGAAAAAAAAAGAAAAGAUAAAAAAACAAAAUAAAAACAAAAAACAGCAAGUCUCAUAAUUACCCUAAACUAAAAAGCAAGAUUUACCCUAAGAUUGGCAUAUUUAAUAUUUUUUAAUGUGUUUACUCUAAGCUUUUUAUAAGAAAAACAAAAACAACAGAAUGGAAAAUUAAAAAACGAAAAACGAAACAAAUGAGUGUAUGCUAAGUUUCUAUUUGUACUAAUAUUUUUUACAACUCCAAAAUUUUGGCACAAAUGCUUGCUAUUGUUAGGUUUCUCUUUUAUUAAUAUUGUUUUAAAUUCAUCUAAUCUAGGGCAUGAGCAAAAACAAGCCUGAAUUUUUUGCAAUCCACUUUUAAUUUACCGACAGCAGUUAGAUUAUUUUUCGAUAUUUGUAAAAAAAAAAAUAAUAAAAAACAGAAAUUCAAACUAUGUAGGAAUAGCCUCUCAUAAAU